Molecule: messenger RNA, 3648 nt
Organism: Acanthosepion pharaonis
Lineage: Eukaryota; Metazoa; Mollusca; Cephalopoda; Sepiida; Sepiidae
Source: the annotation of a GenBank genome assembly
AUGCCAAUCGACUUCGCUUCCAAUCAUAUCAAUCUUUUUGUCGUUUCUUUGUGUAUUAUCUUUUUUUCUUUAUUUCUUCUCCCUCCAUUCUUUCGUUUUUUCAAUUUGCACUUCUUGCCUGUCUUUCUUCCAUUCGAUGUUUCUCUAUUUCUCACCCCCCCCCUACACUUCCAUUUUUUCUUCAUUUUUUUUAAAAUAAUUAUUUCUCUUUUCUUCUUUUCUAUGUUUCCACGUGUCUUUUCUUCUUUUUCUCAUUUGUUUUUGGUUUCCUUUUCUUUUUUCUUUCAUUCCAAUCGUUGGUUUGUUUUAAAUCUUUUUUCAUAUCUUCCUAUAUUUCACUAUUCUUUAUAUUUAUAUUGCCACUUCUUCUAUAAUUUUUUCUGUCUUUAUUCUCCAUUCUUUCCAAUAUCGUCUCUUUUUUUUAUUUUCCUUUUUAUCCUUUUGCUAUCUUCCAUUUUCUUUUUCCUUUCUUUUUAUCUUUUCCCUUUGUCCCAUUUCGAUUUUUCUUUUCUCGCAUUUUUUUUUCCUUUUUGUCUUUUGUCCUUUUUUUAUUUCAAUUCCUUUUUCCCAUUUUUCCUUUUUUUUCAAUUUUUCUUCCUUUUUCUAAUUUUUUUGAUUUCAAUUUUGUCUUUUUUUCCCAUCUUACAUUUUUCUUCCUUUCUUCUUCUAUUUUCAUUCUUUUCUUUUCCUAUUUUUCUUUUUUUAAUUUUUCCAUUUUCUCAAUUUUUUUUUUCUGUAUUUGAUUUUCUUUUCCGUUUCUUCUUUCUUUUCCCUUUGUCCCUGUUUGAUUUUCUUUUCUCCUCCUCUUUUUACCUUUCUUUUCUCCUACUCUUUUUACCUUUCUUUUCCUCCUCUUUUUUAAUUUUUUCUUUCUUUUUUAAAUUUUAUCUUUUUUUUCCAUCUCUUUUCCUUUUUUGGAUUUUUCCCAUUUUGUUUUGCUUUUCUUCCUUUUCGGAUCUUUUUUUUUCCCUCACUAUUUCCUUUUUCUCUUUUACCUUUUCUGUUUUUGUCUUUCUUUUCUUUUCCCUUCUUCUAUUAUCGUCUUUUUUUUUUCUUUUUUCAUUUUGUCUUUUCUCUUUCAUCUUUUUUCUUCUUGUAUCUUUUUUUUUUUCUUUUUUUCUUUUUUUCUUCCCCUUUUCCACCUUCUCGUUUUUCUCUUUUCUUUUCUUUCAUUUCUUCUCCUGUUUCCUUUUCUUUUCUUGCUUUUUCAUCUCGUUUUUCUUUCACCCUUUUUUUUUUUCCUCUUUUUCCUUCUCUUUUUUUCUCCUUUUUCCUUUUUUUUUUUUCUUUUUUUUUCUUUAUUUUCUUUUCAUCUUUCUUUUUCUUCAUCUUUUUUUUGCCUUUUCUUUUUUUUUUCGUAACAUUUUUCUCUUUUUUUUUUUCCGUCAUCUCGUUUUCUUUCACUUUGACUUUUUCUUUCAUCUCUUUUCCGUCUCUGUUCCUUUCUUUACUUUUCCUUCUUUUCUUUUUCUCUUUCUUUUCUUCCUCCCUUUUCAUCUCGUUUUCUUUCACUUUGUCUUUUUUCUUUCAUCUCUUUUCCUUCUCUGUUCCUUUCUUUACUUUUCCUUCUUUUCUUUUUCUCUUUCUUUUCUUCCUCCCUUUUCAUCUCGUUUUCUUUCACUUUGUCUUUUUUUUUUUCUUUCAUCUCCUUUUGUUCCUUUUCUUUACUUUUCCUUUUUUUUUUCUCUUUUUUCUUCCUUCUUUUCUUUUUUCUUUUUUUUUCUUUUUUUCUUUCAUUCUUUUCCUUUUCAUUCUUUUCUUUUUUUUUUCUUUUUCUUUGUCUUUUCUUCCUUUUUUCAUCUCGUUUUCUUUCACUUUGUCUUUUUCUUUCUCUUUUUCCUUUUGUCCCUUUCUUUACUUUUCCUUCUUUUCUUUUUUUCUUUCUUUUCUUCCUCCCUUUUCAUCUCGUUUUCUUUCACUUUGACUUUUUCUUUCAUCUCUUUUCCGUCUCUGUUCCUUUCUUUAUUUUUCUUUCUUUUCUUUUUCUCUUUCUUUUCUUCCUCCCUUUUCAUCUCGUUUUCUUUCACUUUGUCUUUUUUUUCUUCAUCUUUUCCUUCCUCUGUUCCUUUCUUUAUUCUUUUCCUUCUUUUCUUUUUCUCUUUCUUUUCUUCCUCCCUUUUCAUCUCGUUUUCUUUCACUUUGUCUUUUUUCUUUCAUCUCUUUUCCUUCUCUGUUCCUUUCUUUACUUUUCCUUCUUUUCUUUUUCUCUUUUCUUCCUCCCUUUUCAUCUCGUUUUCUUUCACUUUGUCUUUUUUCUUUCAUCUCUUUUCCUUCUCUGUUUCCUUUUCUUUUUUUCCUUCUUUCCCUUUUCUUUUUUUUCUCUUUCUUUUCUUUUUCCCUUUUCAUCUCGUUUUUCUUUCACUUUUCCUCUUUUUUUUUUCUUUCUUUCUUCCUCCUUUUUCUCUGUUUUCCACUUUCUUUUUUUUUUUUCAUCUCUUUUUCUUUUUUCCUUUCUUUUCUUCUUUUCUUUUUUUCUUUUCUUCCUCCCUUUUCAUCUCGUUUUCUUUCACUUUGUCUUUUUCUUUCAUCCUUCUCUUCCUUCUUUACUUUUCCUUCUUUUCUUUUUUUUCUUUUCUUUUUUUCUCUUUUUUUCUUUUCUUUGUCUUUUUUCUUUUCUCUUUCUUCUCUUUUCCUUUCUUUUUUGUUUUUUCUUUUCUUUUUUCUCUCUUUCCUUUUCUCUGUUUUUUCCUUUGUCUUUUUCUUUCUCUUUUCCUUCUUUUCUUUUUUUACUUUUCUUUUUUUCCUUUUCCCUUUUCAUCUCGUUUUCUUUCACUUUGUCUUUUUCUUUCAUCUCUUUUCCUUCUCUGUUCCUUUUCUUUUACUUUUCCUUCUUUUCUUUUUCUCUUUCUUUUCUUCCUCCUUUUCAUCUCGUUUUUCUUUCACUUUGUCUUUUCUUUCAUCUCUUUUCCUUCUCUGUUCCUUUCUUUACUUUUUCCUUCUUUUCUUUUCCUCUUUCUUUUUUUCUUCCUCCCUUUUCAUCUCUUUUUUUUUCUUUCACUUUGUCUUUUUUUUUCUUUCAUCUCUUUUCCUUUUUCUUUCUGUUCCUUUUUUUCACUUUUCCUUCUUUUCUUUUUUACUUUUUCUUUUUUUUUUUCUCCUUUUCUUCUCGUUUUCUUUCACUUUGUCUUUUUUCUUUCAUCUCUUUUCCUUCUCUGUUCCUUUCUUUACUUUUCCUUCUUUUCUUUUUCUCUUUCUUUUCUUCCUCCCUUUUCAUCUCGUUUUCUUUCACUUUGUCUUUUUUCUUUCAUCUCUUUUCCUUCUCUGUUCCUUUCUUUACUUUUCCUUCUUUUCUUUUUCUCUUUCUUUUCUUCCUCCCUUUUCAUCCUUCUUUUUCCUUUUCCUUCUCGUUUUUUAUUUUCUUCUUUUUUUUUUUCUUUCUUUUUUUUCAUCUUCAUUUUUUUUCUUUUAUUUUCCUUGCCCUUUUUUUUCUUUUUCUGUUCCUUGUCUUUCUCUCGUUCUUUCUAUCUACUUUUCCUUCCUCAGUUCUCAGUUGUUUUUUCUAUGUCUCAUGUGUAUGAGUGUGUGCGCCGCUCUCCCGCGCAGGCGCACCGUCUCUUUAUAAUACUUUUUUUGUCUCGCUAUUUCUCUCUUUCCCUUAUUUUUCAAAAUCUUUCUUCAGUCCCCAAACCUAUUUCAAAGUCGGUGUGA